This is a messenger RNA of Geodia barretti, 3411 nucleotides long. The record is from the annotation of a GenBank genome assembly. Lineage: Eukaryota; Metazoa; Porifera; Demospongiae; Tetractinellida; Geodiidae.
CGCCCGCAAAUGGAGCAUGGAGUGAACUCCACAGGCUCUGAAGACAUCCCGUUCUGUAGCACCUCCAUCUGGGCCAUACGGAUUACGAGAAGCUGAAAGAUUGCUGAAGAUUUGCGUUAGUUUUCGAAGGCGGGGCUCACGCGCACACGUGAUAAACAAACAAAAUCCAUGGUGACGACCUUUGACCUAGCAUCGCGGGAACUAGGCGGGAAAUUUGAAUGCUGAAAGGUUUUCCAGCUGCUCCUCCUGCAGUGGGUCAAUGUCCGCGACGUUUCAACAGCAGAAAGAGCUGUAAUGGAAACUGAUCACCUGACCAGUCAUACUUCAACAAUACCCGAGGAACCAUGCCCUGAUAAAAACGGUGCAGCCAUUGCAGAGAUUGAAUCUAGGCCAGGAGCUACAGUAGACCACGCUCCUCUUCCUCCUCUCCUAACUGGCGUUGAUGGGACGGGAACCAGUACGGGAGGAUCAGUUGUGGGGAGUGUGUCGCCAGCCUACUCUCAUCACAGCAGCAGCAACUCUGCCCACUCUACUUGUGGUGGGAGCAGUGUUAGAUCUGUUAGGGCUGGAGUUACCACUACAACUACCAUCAGAAAAUCAACAGCCAAGACCAAACACUCAGGAGGUUACAGUGUAGGCAGCGGAGGGAGGACAGAGAAUUCUCUGGACCUGGACGGAUUUGAUGUCCUCAGAUUCAGGAGCAAGUUCCUACAGACUGUGGAGGAAUUGAAGAUGAGAAGGGAAGCUGAUGUGAAGAAGGAGAAGAGAAUAAGAGAGCUAAUGGAAGAGAAACACCAGCUGCAGCAGAAAUGCGAUGAGGUGGAGAGUUGUUACUCUCAACACUUGGAGCAGUGCUCCCACCAAGAGCAGGAGGUCAGGAAGCAGUUCACCAGUCAAAUCAGACAUCUACAAGAGGACAAGGCAAGGCAGGUGUGUCUUGAAGAGACUCGACACAAGGAGAUCAAAGCUCUCAAGGACGAGAUUAGAGCCUUGCAGUUGUCAAAGUACAACCUGGAAAAGAAAGUUGAAGACCAGGGGCGGCAGUUGGAAGUGGGGGGCCUGUCACGGGAGAGUAUUCUGAGGGAGAUGAGUGGAGUUGAGGCCAAGUAUCAGACUGUACUGGGCCAGGUGGCUGCCACUUCCUCACAGAUGACCCUCCUGGAGGCAAAUGUCAAAGAGGCGGUGGAGAUGAGCAGGAAGUUGAGGUACGUCAAUGAGCACCAGAGGUGUCUGCUGGCUGGUGUGGAGACAGAGCUAGAGUCGGCCAGACUAGACCUAGUCCGGGCCAGGGGAUCCUCCGUAGCUGACCGACUGAGUGACAGCAGGGGAGACAGGGAGCAACUGAGUGGAAGAAAGACUACCGCUCAGGAACUCAAGAUGACUAUAGAGCUGAACAAACAGCUCCAGGCCCAGCUGUCAGGUGUGAGGAGAGAUCACCAGGCAGCGCUGGACCAACUGAAAGAGGCCCACACACUACUUGACAAACACAUCGAGACCUCCAACAGAGCUCAGGAGAAUGAGAAGAAGCUGAGAGAGGAGGUGGAGAAGCUACGAGAAGAAAAGGAGAGACUGGAUGUGGAUCUGGUGACCCUGAAAGAGGAGCUGACCUCACAGAGACAAGAAUUGACCAAUGGUGUUGAAGAUUGGAAAGCUAAGGCAUGUUACUGCCAGGCCUGUGAUGAGUUGGAGACGGAGAGAAACAACUGCGAGCACUCUCUGAGGUCUGAGAUUGAGACACUCAUGAGGGAGAGGGAGAAGAGCGAAGAGGAGAUGGACAGAGGGUGGCAGGGAAAGGUGGAAAAGUUGGAGGAGUCUCUGAGAGAGAUAGAAACACAACACAGAGUGAAAAACCUUGAGGAUAAAGAUGUGCAGGUCUCAACUGUGCCUUCUGCUGCCAUCUCGUCUCCAAAGACACCUCUGCAGCUAAAACCUCACCACACACACUCUACAUCUAGUGGAUCACCUCUGACUGGCAGACCAAGUCCCAAUGAAUCAGCCACUCCUGAGUGCAUGAUAGUAGGAGUCAUUGAGCCUGUGGCAGUGGGGACUACAUCAGCCACUACUGAGCCUAUAGCAGCUGAGACUAAAUCAAUGUCGACUGAGUCUAUUGUAAUGGGAACAAAAUCAGUCACUCCUGAGAAAACAAAAUCUGCUCACAGAGAAGUGGUGAAACCCUCCAAUAAUGAAACUAAUGGGGUUCCUAGCCCUCCAGCCCUGUCUCCUGAGGUGAUAUCUGAAUCUCGUUCCACUUCACCUGCUGCUGAAGAUCCAGUGAUGCCACCCACUCCAGUCGGUCUACCACUACUGGCUCUACCAUCACCUCACCUUCAUCUGGAAAGAGUCCAGCUACCACUGAAAAUGGAGGAAGGGGAUGCAAGUCAGAGCUCAAAAGACGUCCCUACCGUCAAGAGGAGGUUUGACAAACAGCAACAUGUGAACCUCACCACCACCAGUAGUAAUGACACUGACUCGCCUGCAAAGAAACAGAAGUUGCUGCCCCAAAAUGACUCAGUUGUAACUGGGAAAUCGAGAUCACAACAAGACACCGCAAAUUCUGAGACUAAAGCGAUCGAGACUGAGUUACAAUCACAGAGACAGUUGAACUCAAGUUCCUUUGCUCCCCUGUCUCAGCCAUCUAGUGUCAGCUACAGAAGAGAUCAUGAGAGAGAGUCUCUGAGUCUUUCACAAUCAGCUACUGACACCAGAUGCAAGAAAGGGAAGACCAUCCCAUGGAGAAUAGAACUCCCUCAAUCAUUCUAUGCUAGCAAGAAUCGCGGUGGAAACUGUCCAUCUACUGACACCACAGUGAAAGAGAAGACAGGAGAUGUGUCUCCAUCAGAUGGGAAGAUUACUACACCCAUCCAAAAUGUUAUCUUAACUGCCAGUGCCAGUUGUCAGAACCCUCCAACUCCCUGUGGAAUGACAGACCAGAGUCCAGCUGGGAGUAAAAUGAAGAACUACUCACUACAAAAUGCCCCACCUAACACACCACUGGUGGAUCAACCAUUACUCCAUCCCACACUACAACACACUGCUACUCCCUCGUCAGUCUGUCCUGAACCGUCUGCCGAUCAAUCAGUGCCUCAUUCACCCGGGGGCAGUGGUAAUUUUGCCAUUGUGUUCUCCGAAGGUGAGGAGGAGGGAGAGGAUGAGGUUACGACUAAAGACAAUCUGCUCAGCUCACAGAUGAACAGACAGAUUCAGAAGGUCACCUCCUUCUUGAAAACGGACAGACUUCGAAGAACAAAAGUGCCAAAACUAUGAAAUCAAUAUUGUAUACCAGUCUAUAUAAUACUUUGUAAUAUUAUCGAUAGCACUAGAAUCCAUAAAGCUGACCUUUUAGACGCUGUAUUGUGGAAAAUUUUCAAGGGGGCUAGCUAACUUUCACAAAUAUCUGCAUGUGAAAGUGUU